Ascochyta rabiei is the source of this 738-nucleotide messenger RNA. RefSeq lists its product as uncharacterized. The coding region runs from base 1 to 738 and encodes 245 amino acids. The transcript has a single exon. NCBI's taxonomy places the organism in Eukaryota, Fungi, Ascomycota, Dothideomycetes, Pleosporales, Didymellaceae. The record is from RefSeq and is a predicted model, not a curated record.
AUGCAAGCGCAGAAGAAGCAGGACCUUAGAUUGGUACCGCCGCCCAAGUCGGCAUCUCGUAGGGAACACGGUGCCUAUGCCUCCAUCUCGCGCCAGGACAAGCCGUUCAUUUCAUGGAUCCUCAAGCAGCCAGUAGACGACAACAACAACCUGUACAGCAGCGCCACAGCGCCUUACCUGACAGCUUCUGGCAUGCUCAACAAGGCCCGCUCCAUUGGCAAUGCUGCUUCCCAGGUCUCGGCUGCUGCCUUCCUGCGAAGCUGGCGUAUGCAAGGAUCGCCUUUUACGCAGGAGCCUGGGGAAACCCACCCACCCGCUUCCUCCCGCAGCCGCUGGCAGCUGUCGCAGAAGAGCAGCGCCUCAACAGUGCUCCAGAGCGCGCUCGCCUCCGCCUGGAGCCUGUGCGAUCGCUACAAGCAGGAGCUGGACAUCAUCCACAUCAAGUACCGCUGGGCCAUAGCUUUCCUCGGCAAGGCCUACACCAAGAAGAUCGACCAGAUCCAGGCGCAGGACGCCGCAAGGCUGAACAACAAGGGCAACAACCAAUACGGCAAGGGCAAGGUCAGCUCUAAGGCCAUAGACGCCCUGCUGCUGUCUGUCACCGCCGCUUCAGGGCCUGAGCAGCGACAGCGGUUCAAGAGGCAGCUGCACCAGGCGCUCCGCUGGUACGAAGCAGCCAAGCAGCUAGGCUGGGGCAUGCUCUGCCUGAUGCCGCACAACAUUAUCUCCAACUCGUAG